Messenger RNA from Symbiodinium pilosum, 738 nucleotides. Lineage: Eukaryota; Dinophyceae; Suessiales; Symbiodiniaceae. The record is from the annotation of a GenBank genome assembly.
AUGCCGAGGUACAACUGGAACCAUGUUUUGAUGAUGUAUUGCGGUGAUGGUGCCAGUUUCAGUGGCAACAACGCCACAGUCACCGUUCACAAUGGCACCAAGCUGCACUUUCGAGGGCAGCGCAUUCGGGAGGCCUUUGCGCAGGACCUGCUUUCAAACCAGGGACUCGCAAACGCAAGCGACGUGAUCGUGUCUGGUUGCAGCGCUGGCGGUCUUGCAACAUACCUCCAUGUGGAUCAAUGGUGUGCUUGGCUCCAUGCGGCUCGUCCUUCUGCAAAAUGUGCUGGCCUUCCCGACAGCGGAUUCUUCAUUGACUAUCAGGACCCAGAGGUGACGUGCUCUCCAGAUAGCUCAGCCUCUGGACUGCUCACGGAGACCAUCAAUGGAAACUAUCACUGCGGAUUGCGGUGGACUUUUUAUGCGCAGAACGCCACUUCUGGCAUGAACUGGCGCUGCCUGGAAAAGAACAGGAAUCAGGAGUGGAGAUGCAUGUUUGCCGAGCAUGUGGCUCCGUUCAUUACAACACCAACGUUUGCUUUGCAAUCUAUGUAUGAUUCCUGGCAAACGUCUCAUGUCCAAGGGACGGGUGGUGCUAGCAAGACGCAAGUUCUCGGCAAGAACAUCACCACUCGUCUGAUGGGCAACCUGCUGUACAAAAACCCGAUGUCCGGUGCUUUCCUGGAGCCUUGGCUGUUAAGCGCAAGUUUCACUCAGGGGUGGACUUUAGUUCGCCCCUGA